CUUCACACUUUGCAUCCCAUAUUGCUACGGAACGACCUUCGCAACAGCAACAGCAAGUUGACUCUUCAUCCGCCAGCCUACCAUGAAGUCGGCCCCCUUCGCAGCAGCAUCCGCCGCGGCGGCAACCACCCUACUGCUCGCAUCGCCGGCGCUUGUCCACGCUGACACCAGCGGCGCAGGCUCCAAGCCAAGCUUCGAGCCAACAAACGUUAAAGCACCUUUCCUCGAGCAGUUCACCGAGAACUGGAGCUCGCGCUGGUCCCCCUCCGCGGCCACAAAGGAGCAGUCGGGCGGCGAGACGUUCGCCUACAAUGGCCGUUGGUCCGUCGAGGAGCCAGCCGUCUUCCCCGGUCUGGCCGGCGACGCGGGUCUUGUCGCCAAAUCGAAAGCAUCGCAGCACGCCAUCUCAGCCCAAUUCGACCAGCCGGUCGAUAUGGCCGAGGCUGGCGCACAGGGAAAGCCGCUCGUCGUGCAGUACGAGGUUAAACUGCAGAAGGGUCUCAGCUGUGGUGGCGCCUAUCUCAAGCUGCUCACCGAAAGCCCCGAAGGCAUCCAAGCAAAAGAGUUCAGCGACAAGACGCCCUACACGAUUAUGUUUGGCCCAGACAAGUGCGGCACGACCAAUAAGGUCCACUUCAUUUUCCGGCAUAAGAACCCGGUCACGGGCGAGGUAGAAGAGAAGCAUCUGACCAACGCUCCGUACCCAAAGAUCUCCAAGACGACUGCGCUGUACACGCUCGUCGUGCGUCCGGACAACACGUUUAACAUCCUCAUCAAUGGCGACAGCAAGCGGAACGGCACGCUGCUCGAUGACUUUGCGCCGCCGGUCAACCCACCCAAGGAGAUCGACGACCCGGAAGACAAGAAGCCCUCCACCUGGGUCGACGACGCGCGCAUCCCCGACCCGAAGGCAGAGAAGCCCGCGGACUGGGACGAGAACGCGCCGCUUGAGAUCCCGGACGAGACAGCUGUCAAGCCGGAAGGAUGGCUGAACGACGAGCCGCUGCUCGUCGCGGACCCAGAGGCGGCCAAGCCGGAGGAGUGGGACGAGGAGGAGGACGGCAUCUGGACCCCGCCGAACGUGCCGAAUCCCAAGUGUGAGGAAGCGCCCGGUUGUGGCGAGUGGGUACGCCCGGUGGUCCGCAACCCGGAGUACAAGGGUAAGUGGAGCGCGCCGUACAUCGACAACCCGGACUACAAGGGCCCCUGGGCGCCGCGCAAGAUCGACAACCCAGCGUACUUUGAGGACCUGGAGCCGUACAAAUUCAGCAAGAUCGGUGGCAUCGGCUUUGAGAUCUGGACGAUGGAUGAGGACAUCCUGUUCGACAACAUCUACAUCGGUCACUCCGAGGCCGAAGCGAAGAAGUUCGCCGACGAGACGUUUGGCGCCAAGUCCCCGAUCGAGCAGAACAUUGAGAAGAAGGAGGAGGACGCCGCGGCGAAGAAGGCAGCUGCCAGCGGCGUUAGCGGCGGCAGCUUCGUCGACAACGCCAGGCAGAAGCUCAACGAGUUCAUCGAGGCCGCGCGCGUCGACCCCGUCGCGGCCAUCAAGGAGCAGCCUGCCGUUGCGGGUGGCGUUGGCGCGGCUGUGGCUGGCCUCGUUACACUCCUCGGCAUCGUCGGCAGUCUGCUGGGCGGCGGCAGCAGCAGUUCCGGCGCCAAAAAGGCCGCGCAGAGCGCAAAGGCCAAGGGCAAGGAGGCGGCCGCCAAGGCCAAGAGUUCGGCUGUGAAGGCAAAGGACGAGGUCAAAAAGCGCACUGCGGCUGUCACUGAUGACGCCGACGAAGAGUAGAGCGAGCGAGCCUGCCUGUGCAUGAUUCUUUUCGCUCAUGUCAGCCAUUAUAUAGCUCAUGAAAAGGCACGCUUCUCAUAUGCACGCUUUCGGCAGAAAUAGGAAACCGAUGGGG
This is a messenger RNA of Tilletiaria anomala UBC 951, 1907 nucleotides long. RefSeq names its product Calreticulin-domain-containing protein. Gene Ontology annotation, molecular function: calcium ion binding. NCBI's taxonomy places the organism in Eukaryota, Fungi, Basidiomycota, Exobasidiomycetes, Georgefischeriales, Tilletiariaceae. Gene Ontology annotation, cellular component: endoplasmic reticulum; endoplasmic reticulum membrane. The transcript has 3 exons. The record is from RefSeq and is a predicted model, not a curated record. Bases 83 to 1792 code for a protein of 569 amino acids. Gene Ontology annotation, biological process: protein folding.